AUGCCAGAUGACGAAGUGGAGGAGGAAUUCAUCUGCACAGCUCUGAAAAAACCAACAACAACUACACAGAAACCAACAACAACUACACAGAAACCAACAACAACUACACAGGAACCAACAACAACAACUACACAGGAACCAACAACAACUACAUUGGAACCAACAACAACUACACAGAAACCAACAACUACACAGGAACCAACAACAACAGCUACACAGGAACCAACAACAACUACACAGAAACCAACAACAACUACACAGGAACCACCAACAACUACACAGGAACCACCAACAACUACACAGGAACCAACCACCACUUUCAUCACAAGGACUACGAAAAAAACUAUUCGCAGGCAUAAACACUACUAUUUUGGAAAGCAUGGGCCAAAACAUUUCUUCCCAUCGACAGACGACUGUUGUCCUGAUGGCUGGAGUCACUUUGGGUCUCGCUGCUUCAUGUUCUUCCGUAAGCCCAAGACCUGGAUCGACGCAGAGCUCUCCUGCAUUGAAAUUGGUGGAAACCUGGCCUCUAUCCACAGUUCUGAUGACAAUCAAUUCAUCCAAGACACUGUAUUGCGUCUAACUGGGUCACACUGGAGAGUUUGGAUCGGUGGACAUGAUGGAGUUGAGGAGGGGGUGUGGCAGUGGACUGAUGGGUCACCAUUUGACUUUAAUCACUGGAAUUAUGGAGAACCCAAUAACUUCAGAGGUGAACACUGCCUUGUGAUGAACUGGGGAGCACACUUGUGGAGUGACUAUCGGUGCACCUAUAGACUACCCUACAUGUGCUCCAGUCGCCCAGUUCCCAAGACUCGGACAAGACACUGAAGGCUGCCAGAGCAAAUGCCUUUACUUAUUAAAACUAUUUGUUGUGUAACUAAUAACAUUUCUAUUUUCUCUAAACCAGGGGUGUCCAAACUUUUCUCAGGGCCACAUAUAAAAACACAGACAAAGCUGAGGGCCGAUUGAGGCCCAUAGACUGGUCACGAAUACAGUGAACACUUCAAAUCUGUGUUAUUAUUAAGUUAGACUGAACCACUAGACCUUUAUUCAUGCUUAGAUUCCUCAAUGGGACAAUAUUUCAGAAAUGCACAGUAAAAAGUACUGUUUAAGGUAAUAUGGGCCAAUUAAACUGGAGGGCCUGAGGGCCAAGAAAAAUUAGUCUGAGGGUCGCAUUUGGCCCCCGGGCCACAGUUUGGGCAUGCCUGCUCUAAACCAUGUUCUUAUGGUUCACAUCAAAUCAAAGACAGAUGUUAUUGUGUUGACAUAAAUAAAGAAUUUAUCUCCGUAAUUGUUCUUUUGUUAGU
This is a messenger RNA of Periophthalmus magnuspinnatus, 1307 nucleotides long. RefSeq names its product regenerating islet-derived protein 3-beta-like. Bases 1 to 828 code for a protein of 275 amino acids. The transcript has 6 exons. The record is from RefSeq and is a predicted model, not a curated record. NCBI's taxonomy places the organism in Eukaryota, Metazoa, Chordata, Actinopteri, Gobiiformes, Gobiidae. Gene Ontology annotation, molecular function: signaling receptor activity.